AUGCCGAAACAAAAACCGCCCAAAGGCGCAUCUGCCGCUGCACCUUCGACAUCCAUUGACGAUGCACGAUUCUCCAAUUUCAGUACCGACCCUCGAUUCCGCUUGCCUUCAAAGAAGCAUACACGCACAAAGAUCGAUAAGCGUUUCUCGCGCAUGCUUCAAGAUGAAGAUUUCUCGAAUACAGCAAAGGUCGAUCGAUAUGGACGCAAGCUGAGUAGUGCGGGCAAGAAGAAGGCUCUGGAAAGGCUUUAUGUGCCGGACGAGGAGGAAGCCGAGGAGGAAGAAGAGAUUGAAGGAGAUAUAGAGGUAGAAGAUGACGACAUUGUUGAGGCACAAUUGAAGAAUGCGGACGCAAAAUACGAUGCUGCAAGAGGUGGGGGAUUUUCCUCCUCGGACGAUGAAGAUGAGGAGGAAGACGAAGAAGAUGGUGGGGUCGAAAUUGAGGAGGCAGAAUUUCCGGAUAUGCAAGCUGAACAAGCGGGUGUCGAAAUGGGAGAAGUCACGUCAAGAUUUGCAGCUGUAAAUUUGGAUUGGGACAACAUACGAUCAUCAGAUUUAAUGGCAGUUUUCUCAAGCUUUGUUAGACCAGGCGGGAAGAUACAUAAGAUUUCGAUAUACCCUAGCGAAUUUGGCAAAGAGAGAAUGGAGCGAGAAGAGCUUGAGGGACCUCCGAAAGAAAUUUUCACACAAAAGCAAGCGGAGGAAGAGGAAUGGGAAUCGGACUCGGAAGACAGUGAGGAUGAUGAGGAAUUGGAUGAGGAAAUCAAGAAGGACUUGCAAAGGGAAGAUGGAGGGGAAGAUUUUGAUGGAGCUGCGUUACGACAGUACCAGCUUGAGCGGUUGCGCUAUUACUACGCUGUUGUCGAAUGCUCGGACAAGGCUACAGCGCAGAAGAUCUACGAGUCGACUGAUGGCGCCGAGUACCUCUCCUCAGCAAACUUCUUUGAUCUUCGGUUUAUUCCUGACGGAGUGGACUUUGACGACAAGCCUCGAGAUGAAUGUGAUGCUGUCCCCCCUGGAUAUCGGCCAACGGAAUUCGUAACGGAUGCUUUACAACACUCCAAAGUCAAAUUGACUUGGGAUAUGGACCCUGAGGAGGCUACCCGAAAAGACGCCAUUAGACGUGCGUUUACGGGUAGUCGAGCCGAGAUUGGAGAAAACGACCUGCGAGCAUAUUUGGGAAGUGAUUCAGAAGAUGGGUCGGACCAUGAAGUCGAGGUCGUUGAAGAAGGAAAGAUCGAUGAGGAAGUAUCUGAAGCGCCAAAACUUACUAAAAAGGAGUUGGCAAGGCAGAAAAUGCGGGCCGCCCUUGGUCUAACGGAUGAACCUACACCAUCUUCGAAGAAGAAGAAGUCAUCAGCGCCAGUUGGUGACAUGGAAAUCACGUUCACGUCAGGUCUCACAUCCGAAAGAUCUGGUAACGGCGUCUUUGAGAAUGAGCCCAUCAUUGAGGAGACUACGGCGGAAGCAUACGUCCGAAAGGAAAAGGAGCGAAAGGCUAGGAGAAAGGAGAAAAACAAAGCAAAGCGUGAUCCCAACGCUGUGGCUGAACCUACCCCCGAAGCGGAAGCUGAAGCAGAGAAUGAUGACCUCGGAUUCAACGACCCAUUCUUUGCUGCUGGUGAAGCUCAAGCGAAGGUUGAGAAGCCCAAGAGCGAGAAGAAAGCAGAGCGUCUUGCUCGCCGAGCGGCAAAGGAAGCUGAGUCUGCUGCGAAAGCCGCCGAAAAAUCACAACUUGAAUUGCUUAUGCAACCUACAACAUCUGAGGAGAUUGCCAAUCAGAACCUCGACCACUUCGACAUUAACGAAAUCGCCAGAGCCGAGAAGAGAGCGAAGAAGUCCGGAAAAUCAAAGAAGUCUAAAACCGCCUUAGGAGAGGAUGGUAGCAAGCGGGGUGGCCUGCAAAAGGGGUUCAGCAUGGAUGUUGCUGAUGAAAGAUUUGCCGGCCGUCUUUUUGGGAACCAUGAAUUCGCUAUUGAUCCAUCCAACCCAAAAUUCAAGGGUACUGAGGGUAUGAAGAAGCUUUUGGAGGAAGGUCGAAAAGUUAGGGGUGGUGAUGAGGCAGCUCUUGAAGUCGAUGUGGUCCCGAAGAAGGAGAAAAAGCGGAAGGUUGACGAUGUAGCGGGCAAGGAAUCACUGAAUAGCCUUGUUGAAAGUUUCAAGAAGAAGAGUAAGAGGUAA
Messenger RNA from Glarea lozoyensis ATCC 20868, 2181 nucleotides. RefSeq lists its product as uncharacterized. Gene Ontology annotation, biological process: rRNA processing. Gene Ontology annotation, cellular component: nucleus. Lineage: Eukaryota; Fungi; Ascomycota; Leotiomycetes; Helotiales; Helotiaceae. The coding region runs from base 1 to 2181 and encodes 726 amino acids. Gene Ontology annotation, molecular function: RNA binding. The record is from RefSeq and is a predicted model, not a curated record. The transcript has a single exon.